AUGUCAGACGGAUUUCGACACGAGCUUGCUCCUUGCUCUACUGGUAGGCUCCUGGACGUCUCCUUGCCGACACCUCACGACACGCACGAUACAAACGACGACUCCGACAUGCGCACCGCCAUUCUCGCCUUAGCCUCCUUCGUCUCGCUCGCGGUUGCCGCACCACCGACCACCGUCGAGACACGAUCCCUCGACCAAAUCUACCAAGCAGCCCAGAAGGAGACGGGCACUCUGCGCGUUGCCUGGGGCGGGGAUCUUGCCUCGAGCAGCGACGGAGUUACUGCAGCCUUCCGUGCCCGCUUUCCAGGAAUCCAAGUCAACAUCACGACUGACCUCUCCAAAUACUGGGACUCCCGCAUCGACCGCGCCUACCAGGUCAGCAAUGGUACCGAUGACGGCUAUGACGUCGCUGUUCUGCAAGCCUUGCACGACUUCCCUCGUUGGAAGAGAGAGAGGCGUCUCCUGAACUACAAAGCCGCCAAAUGGAACGAUAUAUACCCCCAGUUUGUGGACCGCGACGGGGCGUAUAAUGGAUUGUUCGUCUUCGGCUUCGGCCAGAACAUCGUCUACAACCCUAACUACUUCGAUACCCCCUUCGCACAAAGCUAUCUUGACUACCUCAAGCCCGAGUGGAAGGACAAGCUCAUCCUGACGUACCCCAACGACGACGACGCCGUCCUCUACCUCUUCAAACUCAUCGUCGACAAAUAUGGCUGGGGAUACGUCGACAGGCUCGUUGCUCAGGGUGUCCAAUGGGUCCGCGGUACGGCUACGCCCUCUCUCGUCCUGUCGCGCAACAACACCGCCGGCCUCUCGUUUACCUCCUAUCCCUCCUCCCCGGACGUCGUCGCCAGGGACGGCACCGACGUCUACAUGGUCUGGCCCCAGACCGGCACGAUCUUCAAGAGCACCCCCGUUCCCGAGACGGCGAAGCUUUUCAUCAGCUUCCUCCUCGACGACGAGUGGCAAAACACCGCCUCUGGCGGUGGGUUCGCCGCCCGCAAGUCUAUCGACAAGAAAGGCGUGUUCAAGCAGCCUGGACUCGAUCCCACCAGCUAUUCCAGGUUCAUGUCCGAUCGCCAGCAGGUCGAGGCGUGGAGAUUCCAGUUCGAAACCACGCUUGGUACACCGCAAGGUGGUAACCCGACAUACUACACUGUCUAG
Molecule: messenger RNA, 1164 nt
Organism: Cyclocybe aegerita
Lineage: Eukaryota; Fungi; Basidiomycota; Agaricomycetes; Agaricales; Hemipholiotaceae
Source: the annotation of a GenBank genome assembly